AAAGUGUCAUUGAACAAAACGUACAUGUCUUGUGUUGGUCAUUGCAGUCUGGCCGUGGAGUUCAGUGGAUUUGAAGAUGAAGAAAGUGGGAUUGGCGGUUGUGUAUUUAGCAUAAUAACCGAGGACCAAACAACAAUAAUAAUGCCUGUUCAGCCUACGACAAAUCAAAACAAAAUUGAAGUCAAUUACUUGACACUGCAACAUGGUGAACGAUACAAAGUUAUCGUUGCUUGUGAUAAUACAGUGGGGCAGCGAAGUUUGGACGUUUCUUCGCCACCAAUACGGAUUGAUAACACCCCACCAGGAAAGGGUUUUGUUAUCAUAAGUCCUGACCGAAAUCACGAUGUUAGACGUGGACAUGUUGGCUGUCACUUUAUUAAUACGACGUUACGGAUUUAUUGGUCUCGUUUCUAUGACGAAGAAUCGAACAUCGCCGGAUUUCGUGUCAGCAUUAGACGAAAACCACGUGGAAGUGACGUCAUUCCUUAUACAUACUUUGGCAUUACCUCAGAAGCCAGAUUUCAUCUUCACGAAAAUUAUGGCCUGUCUCUGGGACAAACAAUCUUUGCAACGGUGGAAGCAACAAAUAAGGCGGGCCUUUCAAUUGAGGCAACGUCUCCUCUCACUCGACUUAUUUCCCUUACAGACAGUAACCUUGUUAACGAGCAGGAUUUCUUAUGCGUUAAUUUUUGAAUACAUCUAGUAUAAGGUCUUGAAUCAGAAAGCAUCCCGCUUGAAAGACCGUUAGAGGUUGUUUCAGUUGUUUUAUUUUGUCCAUAAAAAGUAGAUUUUUUUUCU
Messenger RNA from Dendronephthya gigantea, 798 nucleotides. RefSeq lists its product as uncharacterized. The record is from RefSeq and is a predicted model, not a curated record. The coding region runs from base 25 to 693 and encodes 222 amino acids. NCBI's taxonomy places the organism in Eukaryota, Metazoa, Cnidaria, Anthozoa, Malacalcyonacea, Nephtheidae. The transcript is spliced from 2 exons.